Messenger RNA from Radiomyces spectabilis, 1645 nucleotides. RefSeq lists its product as uncharacterized. The coding region runs from base 46 to 1452 and encodes 468 amino acids. The record is from RefSeq and is a predicted model, not a curated record. NCBI's taxonomy places the organism in Eukaryota, Fungi, Mucoromycota, Mucoromycetes, Mucorales, Radiomycetaceae. The transcript is spliced from 5 exons.
CGACAAACGACAUAACGAUUCAACCUUUGAACCAUCCAUGUCACCAUGGAACGUCUGCGAAGAAGGAGAGGACUACGCAAGAGUAAAGAGAUAUUGUCAGAUUCAAGUGUGUCGGACGACAGUGGGCCAUGGACCAACGAUUCAUCAAAUCGGUCAAAAACUUUCGUCCAAACCGCAUCUUCCGAUACAGUCGAAAGCGCUCCGAAAAAUACGAGAGAUUUCACUACUGCAGAGAUCGAUCUGAUACUCGAGACCUUGAACGAACAUGCCGUGGAAUGGUUGCGUCACGGCACUGAUCACAUCAUCUCUCAAUACCUGGCAGAUAAAAUACCACACGAACCGCACUUGAUAAGAUGGAAAAUCAAAACUCUAGCCAGCUUAUCCGUGAUGCUCAAGGAUAAGAAUAUCUCUCAAGUUCAGCCGCUAGUAACAGCGGGACCUGCAGACGCGAAUCUUUUAUCAUGCAACAAUUUGGAUUUACAGUCCACAGUGCUCCGUCGGUUGGUUAGUUCCGAAGCAGCCCACUUGUUAGAAAACGAGGCCCGCAACCCUUUUACCUCGCCUGUUAAAGACAACUCGAGAUCCCUGAGACCGAUGCUGAUGAAGUUGCUCGACGUUGCUUCCGAGUUAAAUUGGAUGGAAAAAAUGCGACAAGAUACAUACACCUGUGAUAUUGCGGAAAUUUGCUUUCGAGAAAUCAUGUGGCGAUAUGAGAAUACACCCGUGAAUCAACGUUCAGGUCGUGAAUGGAGAUGGUACAGAGACAUACGACAAUACGUACAAGAUUAUGAAAACGACAAAUUUCAAAUAACCUAUAACUUGGAGACGACGAAGCAAACGCACAAUGAGCUCGUGCAAUUCCUACAACGCGCGGGUAUGGGCGAACGAAAUCCGGUUGGAAAGGGAUCGUAUACGCAGUUGGAGCGCCAUCUGAUUGGAAACACGACAACACGCUUCAACACCGGUAAUUCAUCCACUAGGGGAAAAAUCGACAGAGGCCGAUCCUUUGCUCUCAAUGUCCCGUUCUUAGAAUCAUCUAUUGCAAGUUCAUCCAAAAAUACCAAACAGUCAUCGCAGGCUGACCAUUUAAAUACCCCUACGAACGAUGAAAAAGCAAAGUACAUAUACUUUCCUAUUUCUCACAAGACACGCGACCGAGUUAUCGCGCUGCCAAAGGAUUUCGCCAAUACCGACAAGUACCGCUCAUCCAGUAUUCGCCAUCGACGUCGUAUCGAGCCGGAACAAGUCAUCAGAGUACCGCCCAAAUACAUUGCCAAACAUGAGAAAGAACUGCUUAGCGAUUGGAUCGAUUCUGCAGAACGAUUUUUAUUCGAAAGCGUGCAGUCAUAUUACGAGGAAUGGGCUACAAUCAAUGCAUUCAUCGCGGAAGAAAAUCAACGACUCGAAUUUCACCGACGAAAAAAGCAAAAAACUGUAGACACCUCUUUUUAAUCAGUCACAAACUCUUUCGAAAUCACAUGCACAUCUUUGAUGUGCAUACCGUAAAUAUUCCCGUUUAUCUUCUUUGUGAUCAAAUGUUAUUUCAACAUCUGUUUAUUUUCUGCAUCUUUUCUUUUUACAAUUAUUUUAUUUCAUUGUAAUAUUGUCCAUAUUAUAAAAGCCCGUAUGCCAUGCUAACUCGAUG